AUGGCGAGCAGCAGCAGCAACAUCACCACCAAGACCAAAUUUAUAGCAGGCGGGAAAUACAAACUAGUGCGGAAGAUAGGGGCUGGCUCCUUUGGGGACAUUUAUCUGGCUAUUAAUAUCACCAAUGGGGAGGAAGUUGCGGUGAAGUUAGAAUCUCAGAAAGCCAAACACCCCCUGCUACUCUAUGAAAGUAAACUGUAUAAAAUUCUUCAAGGUGGCGUUGGUAUCCCCCACAUACGCUGGUAUGGCCAGGAAAAGGAAUAUAAUGUGCUAGUCAUGGAUCUUCUGGGACCCAACCUUGAAGAUCUUUUCAAUUUCUGUUCACGGCGAUUCACCAUGAAAACGGUACUUCUGUUAGCUGACCAAAUGAUUAGUAGAAUUGAGUAUUUGCAUACAAAAAAUUUUAUCCACAGAGACAUUAAGCCAGGCAACUUCCUCAUGGGUAUUGGGCGUCACCACCGAAAGUGUUUAGAAUCAUCCCCUGUGAGCAAGAAGAAAAGCACAACACAGGCUACUUCUCAAUACCAAUCUUUCUCGAGAUUAAACCAGUUGUUCCUUAUUGAUUUUGGUUUGGCCAAAAAGUACAGAGACAACAAGACAAGACAACACAUACCAUACAGAGAAGAUAAAAACCUCACAGGUACUGCCCAGUAUGCCAGCAUCAACGCACAUCUUGGUAUUGAGCAGAGUCGGCGAGAUGAUAUGGAAUCAUUAGGAUAUGUCUUAAUGUAUUUUAAUAGAACCAGCCUCCCAUGGCAGGGACUAAAAGCUACAACAAAGAAACAGAAAUACGAGAAGAUCAGUGAAAAGAAGAUGUCCACUCCAGUGGAAGUUUUAUGUAAGGGGUUCCCUGUAGAAUUUGCCAUGUACUUAAACUAUUGUCGUGGUCUGCGCUUUGAGGAAGCUCCGGAUUACACGUACCUGAGGCAGCUAUUUCGUAUCCUCUUCAGGACCCUGAAUCUGCAGUAUGACUACUCAUUUGAUUGGACAAUGAUGAAGCAGAAAGCAGCACAGCCAGCAGCCUCUUCGAGUGGACAGGGUCAAAAGGCCCAAACUCCUAAUGGUUUCUAA
This is a messenger RNA of Dipodomys ordii (Ord's kangaroo rat), 1071 nucleotides long. RefSeq names its product casein kinase I isoform alpha-like. Gene Ontology annotation, biological process: signal transduction; peptidyl-serine phosphorylation; negative regulation of canonical Wnt signaling pathway. Gene Ontology annotation, molecular function: protein serine/threonine kinase activity; ATP binding. NCBI's taxonomy places the organism in Eukaryota, Metazoa, Chordata, Mammalia, Rodentia, Heteromyidae. The transcript has a single exon. The coding region runs from base 1 to 1071 and encodes 356 amino acids. The record is from RefSeq and is a predicted model, not a curated record. Gene Ontology annotation, cellular component: cytoplasm; nucleus.